Molecule: messenger RNA, 2139 nt
Organism: Cutaneotrichosporon cavernicola
Lineage: Eukaryota; Fungi; Basidiomycota; Tremellomycetes; Trichosporonales; Trichosporonaceae
Gene: EXO70
Exons: 4
Coding region: 1-2139 (712 amino acids)
Biological process (GO): exocytosis
Cellular component (GO): exocyst
Molecular function (GO): phosphatidylinositol-4,5-bisphosphate binding
Source: RefSeq, a predicted model, not a curated record
AUGCCCGCGCCAGACGGCUCAAUCGCCGUCGACGAGGAAACAGACUUGACGCUGCUCACGCAGCACCUAGUCAAGACCAACAGCUUAAGCCAGCGCAUGACCGGUAUCCUCUUCCAAUUAGACGGCCGCCUCUCCCGUCUCGACAAGAGCAUCGCGCCGCUCGGAAUCCGCCAGAUGACCCGCCAACAGGCCAACAUUGACGCCGUUCUCGAAGCCCUUGCCCCCGGUUCCUCUAUUCCGCCGCUCUCACCAGCCAUAUCAGUCACGGCACCCCUACGACCGCCCGUCGAGCGCGGCGGUUCAACCAACACUGUGAACAGCGAGCGCAUCCUCGCCAUCCCAUCCGCCUCCGCUCUAACCACCUCCCCAGCCCGGCCCUCACCUUCCCUCCCAUCCACCAGUCCCCAGUCGCCGCCAGUCUCGGUCAUGGACCGCACCCGCGCCGUGCCCCGAACCGACAUCGUCCCUAGAUGGCAGGAGAGUACCACUCCGCCUGCAGCCGUACGUGAUGACCCGCUCGCUACCGGAAACGAGCGGGCAGUUAUUGCGCGCGGGCCAGAUAUAAUGAGUCUCAAGGAGUAUUUUGGUGCGCUCAAGGCCGUCAUUGGCGACCUGGAGCCGAUGUACCAGGGUCUACAGGAAGGCCGGGGUGGGACGCGCGAGCAGAAGGUUGCGGAAUUGUCCGCCCUCCUCGAAGAUGGCUUCAGCCGCCUCGUCGAGCUGCUCAUUUCGCGUGUCAAAGAGACCAUGCCGCGCCCGUUCGAUCCUGAGCAUUUGAUAGCAUCGGCACCUCAGCCGGUGACGACGUAUUACUCGGGUUUGUCGAGUGUCAAGGCGCUCUCGACAGGCCUUGUCGCGCUUGUCGAGCCAGCGCAGCCCACGCCACGCGCCACCGAGAUCUUCACCCCGAUGUUAGGCAGAGCGAUCAACGCGCUGGGUGACAUCCGCGGGGACUGGCUGCGCCGUUCCCUCGCCCCGCUCGCGCAUCAGGUCGAGGAAGCGCCGGCCACAUGGAACGGACUUGACGGCGACAAGGUUCGCCUCGCCGUGCGCCUGUGGGACGCUUACCUCGUCGCCUGCGACGCCGAGGUGGAGGUCGCGCGGACCAUGCUACCUGGCGCCGCCGGCGAGCGGCUGGUCGACGUGACGAUCCCACACGGUGCGGCUCUCCUCUCGUCAACCAUGGGCUCCGUCAUUUCCUCGUUCAAGCGCAACCUUAGCGACAGCACUUUGAUUCUCCUCAACAUCUACGAUGGCCUCUCCUCACUUGCACCGCGGUAUGACGCAGGGAUAGCCAGAAUCCUCUCCGAAGACGUGCCGGAGGUGCGUACCGCCUUGCGAUCCCAGCUGGCCGCGAUGCGUGCCCUCGCCCUUCGCUCUUUCCCCGAGCGCCUCGCCGACAUCCGCGCCCCUCCACGCUCCCCACCAAGUUCGACACAGAUCGACGACACGACACACGUGACGCUCACGUACCUCGAACAGCUGCCCGUGUUUGGCAGCCUUGCCGAGACACUGCUCAGGUCGACAGGACACGGGGAACGCGCGUGGCUCAUGGGUGGAGCUGCGCCAAGUGGUGCCACCAACGCACAAGAGGAAGGAGGGAUAGUCAACCUUUACGCCGCGGACGUGCUGGGCACUCUUAUUGGCGCCCUCGAGGGACGGGCCAAGGGCAUGCGCAAACCGGUCGGCGCGGCGUACCUCCUCAACAACCUGUCGCACAUUAGAAACACCACGUCGUCAUUCAAUGCCGACAUCAUCGGUCCGGCGGCGGAAGAUAUGCUCAAUAAACACUUCCGCGAGGCAAAGAACUCGUACCUCUCUGAAUGGGCGCUCCUCGUCCAGCUCCUCUCGCACACGGCCGAGAAGCGCUUCAACGUCGGCAGCGCCGACAAGCAGAGCACAAAGGAGGCUGCAGCGUCCUUCUUCGACCGCCUCGCCGAGCUCGAGAUGGUGUGCCGCCAGCACCCGCUCUCGCGACAGGAUCCCGAGUUACGCGAGCGCAUGGGGAACGAGGUCGCCGACUUUGUGCGCCAGGGUUACACGGGCUUCUGGACCAAGGCCCAUUCCAAGGGGUAUGACAAGUACCUCCGCCAGACCCCCGACGAGCUGUCCCGUCGCGUGCAGAACGUCUUCCGAUAG